GUGGGUUGUGUGUUCAAUAUAGUGUGUUUUGUCUGGCAGUUCUUGUGUUUCAUGCUCUAUGGAUGGUUGCAUUUGCGGCACGAAAUUUAAAAUGAUAGAUGUGCUAACCUAGAGCGCAAUUAAUUGAUUUGGCAACUUGCACACGAUUUCAAGCAGAAACAGCUUGACUUAAGUGUUAGUUUUCCAUAGCUGUUUGUAAUUGGAACUCUAUAAAAGACCUGUCUGUCAAACAACUGUUCAUCAAUUUUACAACACUGGUCAUCAUGUUUCAUACAUGUACCGGGUGUUUUAAGUUGGGUUCGGUUGUGACCAAAGAAAUCAUGUAAAAACACAAUGCAUUUUGCCACAGAUUUUCCUUCUCAUUCUCCUCUUCAUAAGUAAUUUAUGUUUCAGUGCGUGUGUCAAACGUGUACUUUUAAGAGUUCAACAUUUGCACUCCAGUCAUUAUUUUAGUGUUGGAUCUCUCCAUUUGUCUGGUAAUAUUGACAUUGUAACAGCGGUUGUAAGGCUAACUACUAAGACAUUGUAGCCUUUAUUUGCAAUAAGCCCAUAUUUUUCCACCUUUAAGAAUUUUUUUACAACAUGCUUUUAUUGUACAUUUUUUACUAAGGUUUUUUGUUUGUUUGGAAGCUCAUACUCAAGGGAUAGUCCAUGUGAGCAAUCUGAUGCCUUGCUUUCCAACUUUUUUUAGUGGAUCUUUUGUCUUGACUUAUCUUCCCUUGACAUACCUUUGUAUUGAAUGUCAGUCAAAAAGACAUUUGUAUUACCUGCUGCCAAGCACAAUUGAUGCCUGGACAUGACAGUAUUUUUUAAAGAAAAAAAUAAGCAAUAAAAGCACUCUUUUGUGAUACUUUGAAGCAUCUAAAAAUAUUGUUGAAAUGUUUUGAUGCGACAAUGUAGAAUUAUAUUAGGGGAAAGCAAUCUUUUUUAUUUGUAUGUCCCAAACUGCCUCACCAAUUUUGUAUGCAUUGCUGUUAACACAAUAGUUAAUAAGUGUUGUUUAAACUGGCCAGUUUCACAGCAUGCCUGGAGAUUCCAUACGCGUGUCAGGCAGCUGAACACAUAUCAAUGAACUCAGAAACUGUGAGGGGCAUUGUAUUGAAGCAGAGGAAAUUGCAUUUGUCCAAGAGAAUGGGUUGUAAAUUGUUUAUCACCAAGUUUCUCACAUCCCUCUAAACAGAAAGACAAUCUGUUACCGUUUAUGCCAGUUCCUUGUCAGUGUCAAAUGUUGUUUUUUAACCAAGAUAAAAAUCUUGGGCCAUUGUUCCAAAUAAAGCCUGGACCCGGGUUGGCUCUGAGUUGGUUAAACUAUUUAAGCCCUGAGGUACUGGAGGUCUUCAGGAAGCCUGCAACCUGGUUUGUGUCUAAUGGGAAAGACUUCUCAUGAUGUGGAUGUUCUGGUUGCUCGGUAGUAUUGUUGCCUUUCACAGUCUUAGCUGUACUCACAGUCAUCUGUGCCCGAAGAAAUGUGUAUGUGAGCAUACUAAGUCAGUGCAGUGUUUCAGAAUACAAGCUGUCCCCAGUGGCCUCUCAUUGGAUGUGAGAAAACUGAAUUUGGCCUACAACCAUAUCAAGGAGAUUAAGGGUAGAGACUUCACAGGCCUUUCAGACCUGCAGGAAGUGAGCCUCUCAUCCUGUGGUGUGGAACUACUGGAGAUCAACGCCUUCCUACCACAGACCUCCUUACGGGUUCUGGACCUGCAGAAGAACAAACUUCGCCAUGUGCCCCGCGGCCUUCCAUCCAGCCUGGAGGUCCUGCGUGUGGGACAUAAUCACAUUCAUGGCCUACAGGGGGUGGCCUUUGAGGGGCUCCACCAUUUACGAGUUCUGGACCUCCAGAGCAACAUGAUCACCGUUCUCCGAGCCAACACCCUCUCUGCCCUAGUGAAACUUGAGUGCUUGUACCUGGAUGGGAACCGCAUUGAGACGGUCAACGGUGCCCUCCGGCUGCCACAGCUGAACCUGCUGAGCAUGACUAGCAACCGGAUAUCCUCCCUGUCCUCUGCAUUAUUUGCCUCCCUGCAGUCCCUUAGAACCCUCCAGCUGUCGGAGAACCUCCUCACACGGUUGCCUCACAACCUCCCCAGGGCACUGCUCCACCUCAGCCUGGAUCGCAACAAGAUCCGAACCCUCCGGAACCGGGACCUGGCCCAGCUGAGGAACCUCACUGUGCUCUCAGUCUCAGCCAACAAGGUCUCGUCCAUCGAUGGGGGCCUCCGUCUGCCCAAUCUGACCUCACUAGAGCUGUCAGGGAACCAGCUGAAGGUCCUGCCCGGCAGGCUUGCCUCUAAACUGGAGACACUCGACUGUAGGCAGAAUGCCUUGCAGGAGGUCACCCACCAGCACCUGUCUGGGAUGCGACAUCUAAAGCAUCUGUUUCUGGAGAACAACACCAUCAGGCAUUUUGAGGCCAAAGCUCUGAGGAACUGCUUCCAACUUACUAACCUGGCCCUGGAACAGAACCUCCUCACCAGUAUUCCAGAAGGGCUCCCUGACACAUUAGUUCGUCUGGACCUGAAGCAAAAUCGCAUCGACACCAUCCAGGAAAAGGAGAUGAGAACCCUGAAGCGUCUGCAGGUCUUGAAUCUGCGGAACAACCACCUCUCCUCCCUCAGCCUGGCUGUUUUGGCUCACCUGCCCAGACUACAGAGGAUGUUCCUGGGAGGAAACCCCUGGAACUGCAGCUGUGAACUGCUCCGCGUGAAGCACCGGCUGAUGGUGCGGCAGGUGGACAUCGGGGAGGAGUUGUGUGUAGAACCUGCACCCACGCUGGGUGACCACUGGCGGGCAUCCCUGCUGGAACAGCCCAGAUGUAUCAACGAUGCUGCAGAAGAUACAGAUUACUCUGGCCCAGAGGAACAGACAGAGAAUGAGGAGUAUUAUGACUAUGAUGUAUGAUCAGAGUGAACGUAUAGAUUAUUCAGUGGUUAGGCCUGAGCAACUACUAUAGAUGAAUGAGAUUGGGAAGUCAAGUGACAUGUCUUUGAAAGUUUCCAGUGCAAUUUGGAGUAUGAAUCUAUAAAAUGUCUUGUGAUGAAUCGAUAAAUGUCUGAAUAAAUAUGUUUAAACACCA
Molecule: messenger RNA, 3073 nt
Organism: Clupea harengus (Atlantic herring)
Lineage: Eukaryota; Metazoa; Chordata; Actinopteri; Clupeiformes; Clupeidae
Product: nephrocan-like
Molecular function (GO): protein binding
Source: RefSeq, a predicted model, not a curated record